Molecule: messenger RNA, 283 nt
Organism: Staurois parvus
Lineage: Eukaryota; Metazoa; Chordata; Amphibia; Anura; Ranidae
Source: the annotation of a GenBank genome assembly
UUGGAGCAGAAAUGUCAAACUCAGGGGCGGACUGACCAUUUGGAAACUCGGGCACUGCCCGAGGGCCCGGGGUCAGUAGGGGGCCCCAUGAGAUGCCUUGGUACCUUUUUCAUAGGCUUUUUUGAGUUUGGGCAAGGACACAGGGGCCCCAUGAUCCUCUAUUGCCCGGGGGCCCCAUGAGUUGUCAGUCCGCCCCUAGUCAAACUCGCAGCCUCAUCAGUACCUAUCAGUGCCGCCUCACCAGUGCAGCCUAUCAGUGCCCAUCAGUGCAGCCUCAACCGUG